Messenger RNA from Aspergillus niger, 897 nucleotides. RefSeq lists its product as hypothetical. The transcript has 8 exons. The record is from RefSeq and is a predicted model, not a curated record. Bases 1 to 897 code for a protein of 298 amino acids. Lineage: Eukaryota; Fungi; Ascomycota; Eurotiomycetes; Eurotiales; Aspergillaceae.
AUGGCUAGCGCUCCGAAUAUCGUAAGCCGGUGGGCGGUGACUGGGCGAGUCGGUGACAGCUUCGAUUUACUCGUAAUGGCUGCUGUUGGCCUUUUCAUGUCGUUCGCAAAGGGAAUGGGGAAACUAGGAAGCAUCGUAGAAAGAGGUAGAAAGACCAGUGUAUUGGGAAGGAUUGGUAUCCUCUUUGCUAUGCCCCUAGUGUGGAGCGGUGAUUACAUCAAGAAAACAGUGGAAUUCUCCGAGUCAUAUAGUGCACGAACUACUAGGGUCUUGUCUUCUAUUUCCAUACCCCAGCGGGAUGGGGAAGGUAAGCGGAUGUAUUGGACGGGAAGAAGGCGGAUAGGCUCCAGCGGCUACCGUGCAUUGCUCCAGAAGCCUCAUAAGGGUCUUGGAGCGAAUAAGAUAUAUGAGUCCAAGAUCUGCAAAGAACAUGUUCAGAUAGCUAAGCCUCACUCCGAUCGCUCGCCACAAGUCACGUACAGCUUAGACAUUCAUUACACGAGUGAUAUAGAGGGUAAUCUACUGAUCGCGAUCGGCUGGCAGCUUGGCGCCUGGAGGUUGCUCCUUUCUCCCGGCGUAGUGAGAAUGUUCCCUAUCCAGCAUUCCAUCACGAUAAGAAUACAGCUAGAUGCAUCGUAUCUUGUCCACAGGACCAAAGCGCGUGCAUUCCGGAAUCGGCAGCAUGACCUACUAAGGGAUAGUAGAGGAUACGGGAAUUCGAGGCUCGGAACCAAAAGCUAUCCCUGCGCCGAGUAUCGAGAGCGUUCUAGCCACCACUCUACCUUGAGUUUUCAACAAAGCUCAGUGUGGAUGUUUCCAGAGCUCUCUGAUGCUUCACUCUUUCAUGGAACUAGCUUUCUGGCCGCUGAAGACUUUUCAGCCAGCCUUGCGAUUUAG